AAGCUUUAAACAUUACAAUCGAGAAGCUUUCUAUAAUGAUAUAUCGCAAGCUCCGUGGUCUGUUAUAGAUGUAUUUACUGACAUUAAUGACAAAGUAAAUGCCUUCAACACUAUGUUUAAUGAUAUAUUAAAUCAACAUGCUCCAAUAAAAUCCAUCAAGGUAAAAGGGAAACCAAAUCCUUGCGUUAAUGAAAACAUUUGUGCAUUGAUGAAAACAAGAGAUCACUGGCGCAGGCUUGCCCAAAGGUCAAAUGAUCCCUUGGCGUGGUCUGCGUACAGAAAUUUCGUGGAGAAGUUAAGCGUGAAAUUAAACUAGCCGAGCGUGAAUUUGUAUUAAACCAGAUAGAGAAAGAUCCAGGUAAUUCUAAUAAUAUCUGGAAAUCUAUCCGCUUAUGCAUUCCUAAAAAAUCGUCUUCGCAAAGAAUUUUCAGUCAAGAUGAAAAAACCGUAGCAGAAGAGUUUAACAAUUUCUUUGCUUCUGUCGGCAAUAAUGCGGUUCAUAAAAUCAAUGAUUUGGCAAACGAAUUUGGGUUUGAUUGCGACCGCGACCGUUUUACACCAAGACAAUACCCUUUAACGGAACAAUUUUCAUUUAAAGAGGUCGAGCCAGCCAUAGUAGGAAGUAUAAUAUCUUCAAUGCCUAACAACAAAGCACCGGGCGGUGACAAAAUUCCCAUUCGAGUGAUUAAGGAUUGCAUUGUGCCCAUUUUAAUUACCAGUAAUAACAUCAAUUAUUAACACUUCACUAACUACGUCAGCCUAUCCUAUAGUUUGGAAAAUUGCCGAAGUUACACCAAUUCCAAAGGGAAAGGAUCACCCGGAAGUGGCGAAUAAUAACAGACCAAUAUCAUUAUUACCUGUUUUAUCAUAGGUUUGCGAAAGGGUUGCCUAUAAUCAAUUUGUAGAAUAUCUUACGUUGAAAAAGCGGCUUUCAAGUAAGCAAAGUGGUAACAAACGUGGAUUCUCGACCGAAACUUUGUUAAUUAAUAUCACAGACUCCAUACUAAAUGCUAUAGACCAAAAGAAAGUUACAUCUCUGGUCUUAUUGGAUAUGAGCAAAGCAUUUGACUGUGUUAAUCAUAAUCUUUUGAUGUCAAAGUUACAAGAUAUGGGUGGUUCACAAUCGUAUUUACAAUGGUUCAGUAGUUAUCUCUCCAACAGACAGCAGGUUGUACGAAUAAACAGUACAGUAUCGGAUGCCUUGCCUUUGACGAACGGCGUGCCGCAGGGAAGUAUCCUUGGGCCUUUACUUUUUAACAUCUAUGUCAACGACCUCUCAACUGCACCUCAAAACUGUGAUCCACAUUGCUACGUAGACGACACAGGUCUACUGCACUCCUUUAAAGCUCAGAGUAAAUCUUUUGCUAUAGAGAAUAUUAACGAGGAUUUGACUAAAGUCCGAAAUUGGUGUUUUAGCAAUUGCCUGCUUCUGAACCCUGAAAAGACCAAGUUAUUGGUGUUUGGGAGCAGACAAAUGCUAUCUAGACUACAAGACUUUUCCCUGACACUAUUGGGAAAAGAAAUAAACCCUAUCGAAAUGGCAAAGGACCUUGGCGUGACUCUGGAUGUUAAUUUAACCUACAACCACCAUAUUAAUAAGACCGUCUCCACGUGUAUGUCCAUACUGGGUCAAAUUAAUCGUGUGAAGCAUGCCUUCGACAAACGUACUCUGAUUACUAUCAUGAACAGUUUGGUUUUCAGCAGACUUUAUUAUUGUUCCAAUGUAUGGAGUAACACCUCAAAGUGCAACAUUGAGAAACUGCAGUUAAUUCAGAAUUUCGCUUGCAGAAUAGUUUGUGGUAUAAGGAAAUUUGACCAUGUCACACCAGCACUAAAGGAAUUGAAAUGGCUGCCAGUAGCUAGCGAGUUGUAUUUGAGAAACGCCACUUUGGCAUUUAAAUGCAUGACUGGUUGUGCUCCAGAUUAUUUAUCCGAACAAUUUGUAAAGCGUGGAGACAUUAGCCAGCGAUCCACGAGAAGUUCACAGAAAUUGAACAUUCCACUAUUUAAAAGUGCCACUGGCCAAAGGACUUUUUAUUAUAGAACUGUAAGCUUGUGGAACUCUCUGGAGUCUAAGUUUAAACUUUGUCCAAAUGUUGUAAGUUUUAAGAGAAGCCUUCGAAACAAACUUCUCAGCGACUUCUUAGCUAUUUAAACUUUUAAACCUUUAAACUCAUUAUAGUAA
Molecule: messenger RNA, 2185 nt
Organism: Paramuricea clavata
Lineage: Eukaryota; Metazoa; Cnidaria; Anthozoa; Malacalcyonacea; Plexauridae
Source: the annotation of a GenBank genome assembly